Molecule: messenger RNA, 873 nt
Organism: Suillus plorans
Lineage: Eukaryota; Fungi; Basidiomycota; Agaricomycetes; Boletales; Suillaceae
Product: PIN domain-like protein
Exons: 4
Molecular function (GO): 5'-flap endonuclease activity
Source: RefSeq, a predicted model, not a curated record
AUCUUCUGCUAUGAUGGUGACCAGCAGCCAGAGGUCAAAAGAGGCUGCCACAUGUCUACAAGAGACCAUUGGAUGGUUAAGCCCACGCAACGUAUCCUGAAUGCCUUCAACACACAAUGGAUCACUGCUGCAGGUGAAGCUGAAGUGCAGCUAGCAUUGAUGAACAAUGCAGGAAUUGUUGAUGCUGUUAUGAUGGAUGACAGUGAUGUCUUCGUCUUUGGAGCUAAGACAGUCAUUCGAAAUUCGACAUUCUCAUCUGAUGCGACCAUCAAGCUUUACACCACGAGUGCUAUCCAGGAGCAUGUGGCGUCCUGCCUUAUUGGUGAUGCCUUUGUGAUGAUAGCUAUCUGCUGUGGUGGUGACUUCGAUAUGAAAGGUCUUGCUGGCUGUGGCCCUGAGACUGCUCUCCGUCUUGUUCGCUGCAUGAACACCAGCAUACUGGCACAUGAUAGCAUUCCACUGGAUCAGGCCCUGAAGCAGUGGCGGGAUGCUGCUCGAUACCAUCUUACAGAUGAUUCCACUGGGAAACUAGGCCGAGCUCACUCUGCACUGGCCCGCUCGCUCGCUGAGUCAUUUCCUGAUCCCCAUGUCAUUAAUCUGUAUGUGCAACCUGCUGUCACCCCACUCGCAGAGUUGCCUGUUGUGCAAUCUCCUGCCCCUCCUGAUCUUGCUCCACUAGCCUUGGUCAUCCAACAACUCCUGGGCUGGGAGCCAAAAAAACUUGUCAGUGCCUUUCAUUCCACCAUCUGGCCUGUGGUUAUCUUGCAUGAAAUGCUCAACGACCUUGCCAGCAAUUCGCCUGCAAGUGACAAGGUAAGUUUUCAGUCAUUCUACACUACUAGACACACUGGUACAUACUGUUCUGCAGAAUGA